UUAUUCGAAUCGUUAGCCUGCAUACUCUUCCCAACACUACCAACACGUCCUCGCCGGCCGUUGCCCGCUGGGUAGUGGGUUGUCCGCCGGUUCUGGCAAAAAGAGGGCAACCAUGUAAAGACAAGAGGAUAAAAGGAUCACCUCGCUGGCUGCCGCUCUAGCUAGCAGCAGCAGGCACCGCCUAGUCCCUAGUCGCCUACCCUACCCUCCCCUCCUCUAGCUUCAGGCUUCAGGAAUCAGGGUCGAUCCCGUUCCUGUUCCUGCUAGGCUGCUACUGUGCCCGUCUUUCUCUCCCAUCGCUUUCUUUAUCCCGCCCCUUCCGAAGCCCAGAGACCCCUCUCGUCGUCGCCGAAACAUCUCUCGCAGCUGCCAUCGCCUCUUGCCGCCGCCCGUGUUCUUGAUACACCAUCUCUCUCUCGCUUUCGCAGCCACAUCUUUCAAGCUUGUACCACUCGAUUGCUAGGCGCUGUCUCUCUUUCUCGCGACCAAGCUCCUCAUGUCGCUUGGCAAAAGAGACAUGAGUCAGGAGCGCCUGUACCAAGAUCGCAAGGACGUGCCGCCCGUCCACUUCACCACGCCGCCGCCGCCAUCCCACCACCACCAGCAGCAGCUGGAGUGCUUCUCCGAUGAGGUGGAUAGCCGCGGGAGCGCCGAGCAGAAGGAGCCCGCCAGUGGUGGGGCAGGGGCCCUGGUGGUGUCGGGCGGCGGCGGCGACGAGGCGAGCAUGGAGCUGUCCAAGAAGCGGAGGGGCCGGCCCCCGGGGUCCAAGAACAAGCCGAAGCCGCCCGUUGUGAUCACGCGUGAGGCGGAGCCGGCCGCCGCGAUGCGCCCGCACGUGAUCGAGAUCCCCUGCGGCUGCGACGUGGCCGACGCGCUCGCGCGCUUCGCGGCGCGGCGGAACCUCGGGAUCUGCGUGCUCGCGGGCACGGGCGCCGUCGCCAACGUGUCGCUCCGCCACCCGAUGUCCGGCGGCGUCGCGGUCGGUGGCGGUGGCGGUGGCGCCCCGACGACCGCCAUCGUGUUCCACGGGCAGUACGAGAUCCUCUCCAUCUCCGCCACGUUCCUUCCCCCCGCCAUGUCCGCCGUGGCGCCGCAGGCCGCCGCCGCCGCCGCGUGCCUCUCCAUCUCGCUGGCGGGGCCGCACGGGCAGGUCGUCGGCGGCGCCGUCGUGGGCCCGCUGUACGCCGCGUCCGCCGUCGUCCUCGUCGCGGCCGCCUUCACCAACCCCACCUUCCACCGCCUCCCGCUCCCACCGGACGACGACGCGGCCGUGUCCGUCUCCGUCUCGCUCUCCGCCGGCAGCGGCGGCGACCAUGCAGCGGACGAGCACCACCGAGGCGUCGCCCACCAGCACCAGCACCCCGGGGAGCAGCCGCCGCCGCAAGAGCAUCAUCGUCCUCUCGCCGUACGACGCCAGGCCCCGCCGCACCUUGCCUCGGCAUCAGCAGCGCAGCCUGUGGAGCCGUGCGGCGGCCCACCGGCCGUGCCCAUCUACACCGCUUGCCACCCGCAGCCGCAAGACGUGAUUUGGCCGCCGCCACCGCCACCGCCGCCGUACUGACCGCGCCCGCGCCCAGUGAUCAAUCAUCGGCGGGACGCGUCUACCACUGCAUUGGAUCGCUACAUGUAAGCAGGUUAGUGAGGUGACGGCGCUCGCACCCCGCCGCGCUCCAUCUACAUUGACCUUAGCUGCUACUAGGGUUUAACUCUCUCUUUGCUCGUUGAUCUGCAUUGCAAGAAGCUCGAACACUGCUGCUAUUGUCUCUUUCUAACUACUUGUAGUAACAAGCAGUGCGUGCGUUUUUGUGAUCUUUUUCGGUGAUUGAUUGAAAUCUAACCGGAUCUGGGACGGUGAAAACCUUCGAGUUUAAAUUGAACGUGCGACUAUUUGAUGGUUCUUUCGUUUCAUUCA
Messenger RNA from Sorghum bicolor (sorghum), 1912 nucleotides. RefSeq names its product AT-hook motif nuclear-localized protein 17. The transcript has a single exon. Lineage: Eukaryota; Viridiplantae; Streptophyta; Magnoliopsida; Poales; Poaceae. Gene Ontology annotation, cellular component: nucleus. The coding region runs from base 497 to 1561 and encodes 354 amino acids. The record is from RefSeq and is a predicted model, not a curated record. Gene Ontology annotation, molecular function: DNA-binding transcription factor activity; minor groove of adenine-thymine-rich DNA binding.